Danio rerio (zebrafish) is the source of this 1455-nucleotide messenger RNA. Lineage: Eukaryota; Metazoa; Chordata; Actinopteri; Cypriniformes; Danionidae. The record is from RefSeq and is a predicted model, not a curated record.
AUGUACGAUUAUACAACAGUACAUCUCACAGAAGCAGAAGAAGCUCCUCUGAAGCAGGAUGAAGGUUUGCUGGAGCCUGAUUCAGUCUUGCUGGAGCCUGAAACAACAGAGGAGCACAAACACACAGAAGAGGCAUCAGUGCUGUUGGAAGAACCAGAGCUAAAUGCAGAUUAUCUGACUGAAGAAGCACCAGAGACAGAACUACAGGCAGAAACACUGCUGAACACUAACCUCGAACCUGUGGAGGAGCCUGUGAAUGAACUUGUGGAGGAGCCCGUGGAGGAGCCUGUGGAGGAACCUGUGGAGGAACUGGUAGAGGAGCCUGUGGAGGAGCUUGUGGAGGAGCUUGUGGAUGAACCUGUGGAGGAGCCUGUAGUGGAGCCUGUGGAGGAAUCUGUGGAGAAGCCUGUGGUGGAGCCUGUGGUGGAGCCUGUGGAGGAACCUGUGGAAUUCCAGUCUGAGGAGCCCACACUUCAAGCAGACUAUAUAGUGGUUGAAGAAUCAGAAGUAGACAUGAAUCCUGGCAGAAAACAGCGAAUGGCGUUACAAAAAGGUAGGCGCCGUUGUAGAGGAUUCACCGUGCAGCACACAUGUUACGAGUUCUUCACAAGAAAGCUCAAUGCCAGUGAUGCUGAGUUACAAUGCCAAAAAGGCUGUCCUAAUGGUCACCUGGCUUCCGUGACAAGCAGCUUUAUUCGUGCUGAAAUCUAUAAUCUAAUGGACCGGUACAGCAGCCGCUCUGACACAUGGCUUGGAGGAAGGAGAAUCAUUGGUACAAAUACUUUUACAUGGUUGGAUGGAGAGCCGUGGACCUACAAUGGCUUUUUUUCUGGAGAACCAAAUAAUCUGGGUGGAAAUGAGGAUUGCAUUGAGAUACUAUAUCGAGUGGGGUUCAAUGACGUAGCGUGCUUUCUAACAAGACCGUUCGUCUGUUCCUGUCCAGUUUAGACAGCAAGAAGAUUCACCUAUCAAAGUGUUUCUCAACCACAUUCCUAUGAGACCACCAGCUCUGCACAUUUCCGUGUCUCCUUAACCAAACACACCUGAUUCAGAUCAUCAACUCAUUAGCAAAGACCUAAACACCUGUAAUGGGUGUGACCGACAAAAGAGACAUCAAAAACAUGUAGUGUUGGUAGUCCUCAAGAAACGUGGUUGAGAAACACUGACCUAACCCACUACACAGAUACUUUUGUAAAGUGCAAAGUGUAACCAUGGGUGAAAUGCAUUGAAUGUAUUAAAAUUAAUAUUUUAUAAUACUUCAUAAGUUAUUAAAACUGAUUUUAUUAAAUUUGCCAUGGUUUACAUUAAAAACAAUAAUGAAAACAUACAUUUUAUGAACAACAACUGAUACAUUAAUCAGGUUAAUACAGCAUUGUAUUGUUUUAAGUGUUUUUCUACUUAAUAAAACCAUCCUGUACAUCCCUUCUCGUCUGUUGAAAUAAAGCUGUAGAAUGG